ACUGUCUCCAUGAGGACACAGAAAGGAAACUUGAAGACAUUUGGAGAUAUCUUUGAGUUUUUAUCCAAACCUGGAGUUUUUCCAGGAGGCUGGAUGCAGGGCCAGUAACGUGGGAGGCUCCGGUGGCAGCGGUGAGCACAUUAACUUCAAUAAGAGUGGAACAUAGAGACACUGUACCAUCCUUUAGUUAGUCACUGAAGGCUCUCUGGACAGGACAACCAUCACAGCCACAGGGAGAUACCGUACCUACUGAUGCGUUUCUUUGACUGCAUACACUUUGAUCUAUUUAACUCCUAGUGAAAGCCAGACAUGGACACUUUAGCACAUGCGAGUUGUUGUGUUUGAUGUGACAUCCAUACUGUAACUGUGAUAAAGAAUUCAGAGCAGCUCACAGAGCAGAUAGAUGCCAUGUGUUUCCAUGAGAAAACAAAGACCCUCUUGAUGAUUCCUUCUUGAUAUUAUCUGACUGACUGCCUUUUCAAAAAUCCCUUUACCUGCAGCUAUAACAUUUUGUUUGAAUGAUUGUGCUGUGUAGGAAAUACUUUGAAACCAGCAUCAGACAUCCUGCCUGGUCACAUAUAUGAUAUUCUUUAUUUUUUUUUGUAUUGAGGUGUUAACACCAUGAUUCAAUGCUGUAACUGUAAGUAUUGUACAAUAUAAGACAAAGGAUUGUAUGUAUAAAAGUACUCAGUCUUUGUAAAUAGAUUGCAUUAAUGAAACAUGAUUUUACGUACAGAAUAAGAAUCGAAAGGGCAUACGCUGAUUAUGUACAGAUGAUUGACAAUUGUUUCUUCAGAAUUUAUCUUGGCCCAGAAUGUUUCAAGGGUUUACUAUAUUGCCAUUUGCAUGCUCGAUAUAUCCACUCAUACAAAGUAAAACCUGAUGAGUUAGUUCAACUCAAACUGUUUGAUCAAUUAUCAAAAUGCUAGCCAAUUCAUUUUGGGGCUUACAUUUUUGUAAUGAUAUAAAGUCAGCUGAAAGAAAAUUAAUAAUAUAAAUACUUAAAUAAAUACCUAAAAUACUGCACAAAUUUUAAGUCCACUGAAAAACAACAGAGUUAUUACUUCAACGAUUCAUUUUUGGGUUGGGUUUAAUUCAUAGGAAUGAGUGACUCAAACAUUUUGGAGGAUUAAGUUAACUUACUUAUUUUAUUAAAAUAUGCUGUUAGGAUUUACAGUGUAGAUUAUAUGCAAUGGGAUAUAUUGCAUGCAAAUACUAAUAGUACUUCUAUUUUUUUUACUCAAAAAAUGUCCACAGACAAAGGUGUUUUUCAAGUUAUUUAUUGCUUUGUCAUUCUGAAUAGAAAUUAAUAUUUAGUGAAAAACAAAUAAAAAAAAAACCUGAAUAUUUCAACAGCUGUUACUGUACAUGCAAAUAAUCUAAAAAGAAAUGCCCUUUGCCAGUGUGUUACACUUUCCUGUUUCACUGAGAAUCAAAUGUACAGAAGCAUUCCUUAUGUCAUUUUGACAGCUGCCUUGUGAACAGACAUGGGUCAAAAUGGUGUUUCAUUUUUAUUUAUUUGUUGUUUUUCCAUUUUUUUCAAGUUUGUUAGUUUGAAGUUGAAAGAAAUUUCAUGAAGUUUCAUUGUUUGAAUUGGUGCACGCAUGCCUAAAAAAACAGUUACAAUCUAGUGGGCGAGAUGUGCCUUUUGUUAGGAAAAUCACUAAAUAAUGAGCUGUUAUUGUAAUCUUAGGAUUUAUUUUACCUAUAAAAAAAACCAUUCAAAAGCAAAACUAAAAAAAAAAAAAAAAAAAAAAAACACAAGUGACAAGACAAAACAUGAGCAAAGAAAGGCAUUAUAAUCAUCAUUGCAUGUCUUUUGUCUGUUAGGUUGUGUUUUGUUGCUCUCUCAGCCAUCAUGCAAAAGGGAUCAUAACCACAAUUCACAUUUAUUAACAUCUGAUUUUAUUGAAACAUUUAAGUUGAAUUUUUUGUGUUGUUUAAAGUUAUCAUUUCAACAGAAUCUCUCCUGUCAGGCAAUGUAGAAUUUAUCAAAUACUGCAUUUUAAAAAUACAAUCCCUGAUUUUUCAUAAAACUCAACAUUUUGUAUCUGAAAGUUUCUUCUGCUUUAAACUUCACAUUUCUAUUUUGCACAAAUAUUGAAAGAACACAGUUUAUUUAUAUAUAUAUAUAUAUAUAUAUAUAUAGAGAGAGAGAGAGAGAGAGAGAGAGAGAGAGAGCCAGAGAGAGGGAGAGAGGUAUAUAUAGAAAGCAAGUUGUUCAUUUGCUUUAUUUACUUGGUUGGCUAUGUCACAAUUUUUAUGUAUCUUUAACCUAUUGUAACAGUGAGUUGUAACACUGUACUCUAUGCAAUAUACUGCAAACAAAGAAGGAAUCACAAUAUUUGUGUGCAUGAAUUUGGGGUACAGAAUAUAGAAUUUGUUUUGUGAACUCAGAAAAUGUGUUUUUAGCUACACUGAAUCUAAAUACAGGCAUUAUUUGACUCACAUUACAUGAAGAGUACACAUAUACUGUUUGAUUUUGUAUCAGCUGUAACUGCAACAUGUGGUUGGUGUGACAGACCUGUAAAUGCCUGUCUUUGCUAUGUAUUAUUUACUUCACUUGAGGAGCUCUGCAGGUAAAGUCAUGAUGCACUAAGUAUAAAAAGUAAUAAAUGAGCUGGAGGCUGUUAGCCUGAUAAUCAGACUUCCUUGUGGUAACUUAACAUCAGGUUUAUGUUAGCAGAUUUUUCCCAACCAUUCAGCAAGGAUGUAUUUGUUCCCUUGACAUCAUUUUCAGUCACCCCGGAAGCCACUGUAGCGGUUGCUACAGUAGGAGCAAUUAAGCCCGGUCCACACAGGAUGCAUGAGCAGAACUUAUUUUUUUUCUUGAGCCACACGCAGUUCCUAGCAGAAAUAGACAGUGAAAAGGGUCUGCUGUGUCUGCUUUAGAUUAAAAGCUCUCUGCCAUUUCUGUGGACAGAAUCCAUUCAUAUAUUAACAAGGCUUUUAUUGCAUGGUAUUUAUCAGGUAAACUCUAAGAAAGGGCUGGCAGCAGCACCACAGCACAAACACGCUCUGUGUGGUCACCUCGGGCGUGCAAACUGCAGUAGUUCAGCAAGGCAACUGUUACGCACUGCUCAUGCAGCCAUGUGGACCAACCGGAAAAGUGUGUAACAUUUAGGACGAUCUAUUGUCAGAAAGGGGAUAUAAUACUCAUAGGUAUGUUUUCACUAGUGUAUAAUCACCUGAAAAUAAGAAUUGCUGUGUUUUCGUUAUUCCUCUGUAGACAUUUUUAUCUACAGAGGGAGCAGGUCCUCUUAUCCACCCUGUUGAACUGCCAUAUUUUCUACAGUAGCCCAGAACGGACAAACCAAACACUGGCUCUGGGGCCUUUUUUCAAAGUCACUAGAAAGACUAAUUCUCAAGAGGAACUACACACUAAACGACUUUGUUUUUGCUGCACACAUAACAAAUAUUGUGUUUGAACUGGAAAUUGAAAAGAAAAGUUUAGUUCAGCUAUUCUCAGCUAUAUUUUCUCCAUAAAAUAUGAUCCAGUUUCAUCCAAAUGACUGAUAAAUUUGUGUUUUUGUACAGUAGUCAGUGAGGUCUGGCACCCAGAAAUACUACACUCCGGGAAAGAGCCCAGCUGUUUCUUGCUCGCUAACAAAUAUGCAUGUAGAUAUAUAUGUAUAUGUAUUGCUAAAAGCUUCAGACUGAUUGAUGUCAUGAUAUUAUUGGUUAAAACUGGUUGGUUUAUACUUAGGUAAGCACUAGUCACAUUUUGUUUUACAAGAAAAAAAGAUUGGAUUUCAAUAUAAAAAAUACUUUUGGCCAACAUUGUUUGAUAGGGGUAUAAUAUGACUGGGGAUGUUAUCAAUUCAGUUUUAUUUGUAUAGUGCAAUUUAUAACAGAAGUUAUCCCAUGACACUUUUUAAAUACAACAGGUAAAGUAAUACUCCUUAUAAAAUUAUUUGCAGAGACCCAACAGUUCCCACCUGUUGGGUCUGUGUUAAAAACUUCAUUUUAAGAGGCAAAAACCUCAAGCAGACCCUGGCUUUAGGUGGGCAGCCAUCUGCCUCGACCAGUUGGGGUGAAAUAGGCAUUUUUAAUUUCAUCUGGACUUCAAGUUCUUUGAUCGUUAUAAUGUGCUAAUGCCUCACAGUGCUCUUCAAGUGAAGCGUUACCUCGUUGUUCUUUGUAUGUACAACAUCUUUUCUUUAGGACACACUGUUUGUAUUUACAUUUGGAACAUAAAGAAGAUAAAGUAGAAAAAUGUAAACUCUUCAUAAACACAGUUAACCUGUUUUAUUUUGUUUAACGUAAAACUCUUGAUGUAUAAUUUGUUUUGGUUUGAAAUUUUGUACUUGUCAGAUUAGAGCAAUAUCUGAGAAUGGAUAAGAGGGCAUUAUACAGAAUUUGCAUGCUAUUGUUAAGCCUGUAUGAAGCACUAUUUACAUUUCUUUUCAUCUUUUUUUCCUAUAUUGGUAAUGGAACAUUAUACUGUACAUUAGAUGUUUUUUUUCUGCACAUUCAAAAGAAGUCUGCCAGCUGAGUGACCCAUGUGCAGAUUUCUGUGCUACCACAACAUUGAAUUAAGAUGUAUAAGUUUGUUUUCCAAGAUUCAAUGUGACUUCCAACCACAGGUGAGGUAUUCACUGCGAUCCACUUGCCGAGUACCUGUUAGUUUAGUGUAGUGUAAGAACUGAAUGUUUAUAAGGUGAUGAUAUUUGUUUUCCAAAAUAAGUUUAUUUUUACUUUUUAUAAUCCAAACAAUGGCAGCUGUCCUCACUAUUGCCAAACAGAUUCACUGUAAAAUUAGUAAAGUAAAAGUAGUAAGUAAAAUUUCUAAGUAAUUUGCCACUGACUCGGAAUAAAGAAACCCAUUUUCAAUGGAAGUAGUUUCUUUUUUAGUUUGUGCAUGCAUGUUUCUUGUUAUUGGAUUUUUUUAUUUGGCUAUCUCUUUUCUUACUUCUGACACAACCCUUGCAAAAAAAAAAUUAUGUAAGUAUUUUACAAUUAUGCAAAGUGUUUAGCUUCUCUGCAUUGAGUCCCUGUAAAAUGUAGAAUAGAAUUCAAAAUCCUCCUCCUCACCUAUAAAGCUCUUCAUGGUCAGGCCCCUUCAUAUCUUAAAGAGCUCAUAGUACCCUAUUACCCCUCUAGAACACUACGUUCUCUGAAUGCUGGGCUACUUGUGGUUCCUAUAGUCUCUAAAAGUAGAACAGGAGCCAGAGCCUUCAGUUACCAAGCUCCUCUCCUGUGGAACCAGCUUCCAGUUGUGGUUCGGGAGGCAGACACCCUCACCACAUUCAAGAGUAGGCUUAAGACAUUCCUCUUUGAUAAAGCUUAUAGUUAGGGCUGGAUCAGGUGAGUCCUGAACCAUCCCUUAGUUAUGCUGCUAUAGGCCUAGACUAUCGGGGGAUUUCCCAUGGUGCACUGAGCUCCUCUCUUCCUCUCUCUUUCUGCACUCAUUCAUGUCCCAUUAAUGCAUGUUACUAACUUCACUUCUUCCCCGGAGUUCUUGUGCUUUCUCGUCUCGCAGGUUCUUAUGGAUCCUGGUGGAGCCUCCUGCCAUGGUCCUGCUAGAUUGCCAUUGCCAAUACUGUUGUUGCUGUGCACCUGCCUGUCUGUCUGUCUCUCGCUCUCUCUCUCUCUCUGUCUCUCUCUCUCUCACCCCAACUGGUCGAGACAGACAGCCACCCACCUAGAGCCGAAGGAUCUGUCCUAGGUUUCUGCCUUUUAACAGGCAGUUUUUCCUUGCCCUUGUCUCCAAGGUCUUGCUCAUGGUGGUACUGUUGGGUCUCUGUAAAUAAUGUUAUAAGGAGUUCGGUCUAGACCUGCUCUAUUUGAAAAGUGUCCUGAGAUAACUUCUGUUAUGAAUUGGCGCUAUACAAAUAAAAUUGAAUUGAAUUGAAUUGAAUUGAAAUUGAAUUUAGUAGUUUAGUUUAGUGUUUAGUGACAGUAUUUUUUACAUAAAGUGCCAAAGUAUUUAAACAUCUUUACAAUAUCUGUCCAUGGAUGGAAGAAAGGGUUUGAAACAAACAUUUGUUGAGGCAGCAAUCUCAAAGAAGUUGUCUGAAAACCUGGACAAACACUUAAACUCAAUUUUCCUUCUUGUCCCUACAGUGUGAUGUUUGAAUGCUGUAUGUGCAGAGUUUGGCACGAAAAGGAUGUUUUCACAUUCAUCUGCUGAAAGUGGAAAGUUUCUCUGUGCUCAUUGAAAAUCAGAUUUUAAAGGGGACAUAUUAUGCAAAACCAACUUUUUAAUCAUUUGAUUAUGUACAUUUGGGAAUCUGGAGGGCCUAUCAGCAGGCAAAGUGUGAAAAAAAAGGACUCAGUCAUGUUAUUGUGGGCUGCCUCAGUCAGAAUACAGGAGAUAAAUCACUCAAUUUCAGAUGUUCAGAGUUUUUGAUGUCAGUUCGGCUCCAUGUUGCCACCCACCGCAGUUUACUUCCUGUUGACUAUCGGAGCUCCGCCAUUGUUACUAUAAAAGAGCAAGCUAACAGAGAACAAGCAAACGAGUCCAGCCUGCAGCCUGCAGCCUGAUGUCUGGGCAAAGGCUUCAGCAGACUAACUGUUCAGUCAUUGGCUGCACAGCCCAACACUAAUUUACAUAUGUAUGAGCACAGUGGAUUUAUCCACUUUGUGUCGGACUGUUUUCACAACCUCGGUCAGUACAACACUGGACUGGCUGAAAGACUGUUCCUGAAAGAGGGAUUGUACCAACUGUCUGUGGAGAGACGGCAGAGGAAGUAACUGUGACCUGAUGAAGCUCAGGUGUUCCUGGACCCAUCAGAGGACAGAGACAGCUGCAGCAUCAGGACAGUCUGGGUAUGCAAAGGAAGACUGAUGAAGAUGAACACUGACUGCAGAGCUCCAUUACCAGCUCACACUUCAAUAUACUAGAAACCAUAAACCUUGAUGGAGGACAUGAUCUGCACAGUUCAUAUAAAAGUUAUAGCUUUGUUACUUACAACAUCUGUAACUGGAAUAUGAAUGAAACAUAAAGUGUUUUACGUUUAAGAAGAGUUUUGGUCAUUUUUAAAUUCAGUAAUAAGUGUGGUUUUAUAUAAAUAAAAUGUUAUUUCACAGAGGUUUUAUGAAGAUUUCCUGCAUGUAGAAGUGUUGAAAACCUGGUUCGUGUAACAUCUGUCAAUAUGAAAAUGUGAAAUGUAAACCUGUAAGCAACACAAUACAUUACUGUCUCACAUUCAAACUUUAUUAUGUUGGAAGAUAAAUGACAUCAUAAUAUAUAAUAUAAAUGAUAGAAUAUGCAGUACAUAUACAGUAUUUUUAAUGGGGUUAAAACAUAAUUGCAGCUUUUACAAAUAUCUGAAGGUGAACUUUGGUAAUAAUACGUUCAAGUUAAAAUAUCCGACUAUGAAAUAUGGAUACAGUACAGUACAGUUGGUUACUUAGCAGUUUUUAAACCACAUAAACAAGUUACUUUAUUAGAUGAGUAAUUCUUUCAGUUAUGUUGACAUGUUGUACAGGAUAAAGUAUUCCAGGCAUAUAAUAUGUUUUAACUUCACUGUAGGUCACUGCUCACUGCUGUACCUGUAAAGACAAGAAUAAAACACAGUGUUGGUUCUCAUAGUUAAGGUAUAAACACUAACAUUAUGUGAUAGAUAGAGGUUUUUAUAGCAGUAUUUACCUGAGGAAAACGUCACAGAAAGCUGUAAUCCUGAUUGUUGUUGAUGUUGUUCAUUUCUCUGUGAUUUCAGGUCAGACUCCCGCUCUAACAUGUCCGCUGGUGAAGUUUUUGGUUUAGAAGCAGUUAUUGAAUUAAUAUUGACGGUAGAAAUGCAGCUAAACUCAGUAGCAGUGAGGAGCUACCUGCCGGCAACGCUGAGGCGGAAAUGGGAGGGUCCGGAGCGUCAUCCGCGUCAUAAUACCGACCAAUCAGAGCAGACUGGGCUUUUUGGGAGGGGGGCCUUAAAGAGACAGGAGCUAAAACCGAUCGUUUCAGACAGAGGCUGAAAAGAGCUGCUCAGCUAUAGGCAGUAUGAGAAAAAUAAUGUGUUUUUUGAACAUGAAAUGAAUGUUUAAUUUUGAAACAUCUAAACCUAUUGUAGUAGAGCCACAAAAUACAAUUAUGAACCUGAAAAGGGGCAUAAUAUGUCUCCUUUAAGGGGCGGGGCCUACCAGCAUGAUUUGUGACACACAAAUUGUUUGGAAGUCAUCCUGGUCCAGUAUGCUACUUGUACAGUGUGAUGUAGAAACUUGAAGCCACCAGUGCACAUCCACCGAGAAUGGACUUUACAGUGAAGUAGGAGACAUCUUGUGUCCAGCAGGAAAACUUUAGAAAUGAACAACAUUUGCAUAUUCAGAGAUUACACAGGGAGUUUUUAACUGGUUACAAAACAUUUUAAUACUGAUACCUCUAUAUAACCUACAUAAAUAAACAAAAGAUAAUAAGGCGGUAUUAAAACAUAAUAAGUCAUUAUUUUGAUAAAGUUUGUUACUAUCAAAAUAAAUUCUUACUCACGGAAUUCUUUCGUCACAUUGACGGAAAUGGGCUUCCAUACAGUUCACACUAUCUCCCUAUUGGCUGGUUUAGAUGGCUGUCAGGCUAGGGGGUGGGCUUAACCCAGUCUGGAAGAUGGUGCUAGUUGGAAAGGGCAUUUUGGAGUGGUUAGGAGACUGAGUGAGAACAGGUCCACGACUGUGCCAAGAGCCGUCGAGUUUUCCCUCCAUAUGGAGUUUUGUUUUGAGUUGUUAUCCACGUGAGAUGUCUACAGUUAACUGUCAGUGGGUCUCCGGCCAACGAUAACCAGUGUUGGACAAAGCGAGCAGGCCGAGAGAUGGGCAUCAGAAAGGGAGACAGAUGUCAAACCCCACAAGGCCACUAGGGGUCGCUGGAUACCUCUACUUCAUGGGCAAAAUGGCUUCUUGGACAUGGUAAAAGAGCCCUCCCAGCAGAUGAGUGUCAUUGUGCUUGUGGAUGACAACCAAAUCAGACACAGCUGAACUGGAGAGGGAAUAUGAGAUCAUGAUCAUAGUCGGUGUUCCAGAGCUGCAGGAUUAUCACAGUCAACACCUUCCUCAGCCACUCUGUAAGUAAAUCAUGGAAAAUCUAUUUCUUGUUAAUGGACUGUAAAGAUUUGGGGAGAAUCUGAUGGCUACAUGGUACAAAAACUUGAUUUGUGGUAAUUGACAGAUAGUACAAGUGGCAGGUGUAUUCUAUUGGAUAAAUACAAGCUAUAAUGUGACAUUUUACCCAAGAGCACUGAGUAAGUAGUAUGUGUAAUGUUUGUUCCAAGGAAGCACCGUCUGUGGCAGAUUCUGCCAACUUGAAACAAGACAUGUGACAUAUUAGUAUACAGUCAUUGUUAUCAUAUGGAUAUUGUAUUGUAUUCAUUGCAUAUUAUGAAUCAGAAUUGAUUUACUGACACAUGUCCUCAGUGAAGCAAACAACCUCAACCCUUGGAAAGCAUGUCAUUUUCAUUUCUGUGUAUUAAUGAGAGGAAGAAGGUGUUAAAGGAGAAAAAGCCCUUUGCCCAGUUGCAGAGCUUCCUCUCAGACAGUCAUCGUGGUGAAUUUGAUCUGAGGGCCAUUCCUAUGGUGGCCAGCCAAUGCCUGGCCAUGGGCAACGGUUCGAUCAAAGCCCCACAGGCUGAAGAGAACAGCUGCCUGGCCUCCAUCCACACAGACCCUCCUGGUCUGGACACGGACGUCCUCAGAUUGCGAAUCACCCACCUAGAGACGGAGCUGGCAUGUCGGGACCAAGAGUUUCGAGCCCAGGAGCUUCAGUUACAGCACCUCCAGAGGGAACUGGAGGCCAAGAUCUCCCAGAUCGACAAGCUCCAGGAUGCCAUUGGCUACAACAACAGCCUGGGCUGCUCUCCGCCCACCUUGUGCCACCAUAGCCACCGCCGCUUCAGUGUCAUCAACCAGGGUCCCAGCCGCUUCCACAGGGUUGCUGUGGAGGUCCACCGCAGGCUCAAAGCAAAGGAGGGUGUCUCUGCUGAACCCACCUCAGAGAACUUCUGUGGAGGGUUCAGAGCAACACACAUCUCUAUCGCUAAGGCUGUCUGCAAAGACUCACACACCAAGAGGCUCAUCAACGAUGCCAUCAUGAACAAUGACUUCCUGAAGAAGCUGGAGCCACAGCACAUGAGGGAAAUGGUGGACUGUAUGUACGAGAAGGUUUACACCGAGGGACAGGUGGUCAUUCAGGAGGGGGAACCCGGAAACUACCUUUACGUACUGGCAGAGGGAUUGCUGGAGGUCAUCCAGAACGGGAAGCUGCUGGGAGAGAUGCGUCCUGGCACAGCGUUUGGAGAACUGGCCAUACUGUACAACUGUAAGAGAACAGCCACUGUUAAAGCUGUGUCCCAGUCUCACAUCUGGGCACUGGACCGCCAGACAUUCCAGACGAUUAUGAUGCGGACCACACAGGCCAGACACGAGGAGUACUUCAGCUUCCUGCGCAGUGUGUCUCUGCUUAGAGGACUGCCUGAGGAGAAACUAGCCAAGAUUGUGGAUUGUCUUGAAGUAGACUAUUUUGAAAAAGGGGAGCACAUUAUCCGAGAGGGUGAAGAAGGGAACACUUUCUUUAUUAUCGCAAAAGGAGAGGUCAUAGUCACUCAAAGCACAGAGGGGUUUGCUGAACCACAGGAAAUCAAGACACUGGGAGUCGGAGACUACUUUGGAGAGAAAGCUCUCAUCAGCGAGGAUGUUCGCUCAGCCAACAUCAUCUGCAGUGAGAAUGACACACACUGCCUGGUGGUGGACAGAGACAAUUUCAACCAAAUGGUGGGAACUUAUGAGGAGCUUCAGGCCUAUCUGAAGGAAUACGUGGAAGAGCUUUCCAGGAGUGAUGAGAGGAGAAAUGCCCUGCCCCACUCACCUCAGAUUGACUCUGCAGAGGCCCAUGAGCUAAGGAGGCUGAGGGAGAGGAUUGCUCUCCUGCCUCCCAACCAACCUUUCCAGGAGCUCGAGGUCAUAGCUACACUGGGCAUGGGAGGAUUUGGAAGAGUGGAGCUGGUAAAGCUGAAGGAUGAGGACAUAACGUUUGCUCUGAAGUGCAUUAAGAAGAAGCAUAUUGUGGACACCAGACAGCAGGAGCACAUCUACUCUGAGAAAAACAUCCUUCAGCAAACAAACUCAGCUUUUAUCAUCAGGUUAUACCGAACAUUUCGGGAUGAUAAGUUUGUCUACAUGCUGCUAGAGGUGUGUCUUGGUGGAGAGCUGUGGACUGUGCUGCGGGACAUGAGUUAUUUUGAUGAUCCCACAGCCAGGUUCUGUACUGGUUGUGUCUUAGAGGCCUUUGACUACCUCCACACAAUGGGCAUCAUCUACAGAGACUUGAAACCUGAAAACCUUUUACUGGAUGCUGAGGGCUAUGUGAAAAUGGCAGACUUUGGCUUUGCCAAAAAGAUCGGCCUCGGAAAGAAGACCUGGACAUUCUGUGGGACUCCCGAGUAUGUGGCCCCAGAGGUCAUCAUGAACAAAGGCCAUGACUUUGGAGCUGAUUGCUGGUCCUUGGGAAUCCUCAUAUUUGAACUUCUCACUGGCAACCCACCCUUUGCUGGCUCAGAUCCCAUAAAGAUUUACACCAUGGUCCUCCAUGGCAUUGAGAAGGUGGACUUCCCCAAGAAGAUAGGCAAGCGUCCGGAUGACCUCAUCAGGAGACUCUGCAAGCUAAACCCAGUAGAGAGGUUGGGAAAUAAAAAGAACGGCAUCAUUGACAUCAAGAAACACAAGUGGUUCCAAGGCUUCAACUGGGAAGGUUUAAGGCAUCACAAGCUGCUUUCUCCACUGAGGAGAGAGCUGAAGGGGCCAAUGGAUCACAGUCACUUUGACAUGUUUCCUCCUGACACCGAGGAGCCUCCCGAUGAGCUGUCUGGCUGGGAUAAAGACUUUUGAGGACUCUGAUUGUAAAGAAUCUAAGCAACAGCAGUUGAUCUGCCUCGUGAAGAUGCAGUAGCUUCAGCAAGCUAACUCCUAAAGCUUUCCACUCUCACAGCAGUUUACUCGAAUGGAGAGGGAACAAGUAACUGCUGCGCUCAUCCUGCCAGAUUUACAGACUUUUUUUUUUUUACUGUAAAAACUCCAUUACAUUCAUACAUAUGAGGCAGAGAUACACUGUCAAAAGCUUUUUGUAGCAUGGUCCCCUUUUGGGUAUUAAAGAGAGACUGUGUUUGCGGCUGCAUGUCAAAUACACUAAAAUUCUUGUAUUCCACCGAGUGUGGUAGUAGCACAUUCCAUCAGUUCAGCCCUGAGCAACAUGGGUGACUGUGUGGCAGAUAAAUCUUAACUUGCAGCCUCUUCCCACAAGCAAAACAAGGAAGUACUUCCUUUUGUUUUCACAGUAUUUUACAAACCAAUGUAAUUCAGAUAUAUGCCAUGAAAAGACUACAGUGGGACCAAAUAUUUCAUUGCUAUGUGCUGUUUGGGAGGUGUGUGAAACCACCAAUCUGAGGUUUAUAUGCCAACUGCGGGCCACUGCUUGGGCCUCCAACAACACACUGAACUGCAUUGUACUGUUUAGUUUUACGCAUUGUGAUCUUUUAUUUUUCUUCCGUAUUUAAUCCUUAUUUAUUUUCCUGGACAGCUCUACCAACCUGCUCUCACUCCCUAGUCAUCACAUACUGCAGCUGGGUCAUUGGCCCUCUGCUUCAAAAUAUGAUGCUGUAGAUAUCCCUCUGGCUUCAUUUCUGGACGCACCCACCGUCAGGGACACGUGAGGUAGUAUAAAGAGCGAGACAGUCCUCAUAUGGAGGUGAUGGGCAACCAAACACAGUUUAACCCGAGGACCGCUGUUCAUGUCUUGUGUGAAAAGUAAAGAGUGUAUUUUAAGUAAUGUAUGUAAGUUACUUAAGGUACGUAGGUAGGUAAGUUACAUUUUAUCCAUACCCAUUUCUCCUGUUCAGGCUAUUUUAAUUGUCUUUAACCUUAUUCAUGGUGGAACUUAACUGCAAGUCUUUCACAUAAUACAAACUGAAUGUUGCAUGUUUCUAAUUGCUGACUUCCCCACGGAGCCCUGCACGACCAGAAAUGAUAUGAGAUGGAUACAUUAAGCAUCAUAUUUUGAAGUGUGUGGCUACUAAGGCAGUUGCUUCCACACUGGUUCAGCUGUGUGUUUUAUUACUGAGAAAUCAUCUGGUUCACCUUUUGGUUACAAACCUCUGACUACAGCUCCCUCUGAAUGACCCAAACACUAAUGAGAGCCCUGAAAGUACCUGGAACUCUCAUUUACAGUAUUAUCACAUCCUGAGCACUGCCCACAUUUAGCUCCAGGUCCCAAAACAGUGGAAACAAAAGCCUCCACCCAGGGACUGCGGUUGAAAACUGGCUUUUAUCUGGUACAGUCCAUGUACUGUGCGUUCUCCCUGCUAAAUAAACAGUGCUUACAUUCUGUUUGAUUAAAUGAAUGCAGUGGAAAAUUGCUAAAUACUGUAUCAAUCUCUUUUUGUCUCAGCAGCCAGUUUUGAUGUUCACUGUCAUGAUGUAUGGCUCAAGUUUAUUACCUCUAGUAACUUGCUUUUAAAAGAAGAAAACAAAUGUAAUCCAUUUCUAUUCUAUACCACUUUUAAACCACCUGCAUUUAACCUAAUGCAUUUUAAUUUGAUCCACUCCAGAAGAUAGAGACUUUAGCAUUGGACCAAUUUUUAUAGCCUGGAAUUACCACCCACAUCUUUCAUUUGUUCAAUAAUUCAAAUCGGUCUGGUGUUGUGCUCAUCGACGACUAUUUCCAAACGUUGGAGAGACCAUCAACCAAUUGGGGCGUUGUUAACAGGAUUAAAGGGGCGGCUGUGGCUCAGAGGUAGAGGAGGGGUGAGUGUGUUGCGCAUUAUAGGUUACGCUAUAUAAGUACAGUCCAUUUACCAAUAAAAAUGACUUCAUUCAUUUUACAUAGCUAUCUUCCUAAAUCCAUGACAAAAACCAACAAAGAAAUGGGCACAAAUGUAUAAAAUUGUCAGGACGUAGUCACUUGCUACUUAUUCAUUAGAGCAAAACAACAUCAGGCCCCCAAACAGACAUAAUGAAUGCAGUGAAACAAACACUAGAUGUCGCACUAGAGCACCAGCAUCUCAGACUAAACCAAGACCAGACUCCUAUGACAAAACCAGUAAUUUUACCUUGCAGAUAAUCAUAAAACACACUUCAAACUGAACAGAAACAAAAAAAUCUCACCAGAACUAUCUUUGUUUGGUGGAAAUAAAUCCUAGAAUUCACAGAGUUUGAUGCAUAAAAACAGCAGUUUCAGUCGCUGUCCUCAGCUGCAACUGGAGCAGACCGGCUGUGGAAACCAACCACAGAGAGGCUGUGAUAGCAACACAGGCAGAGAGAGUGUGACACCAUGUCUCCACUAUAUCUUUACAUAGAGAAUAGUUAUUAGAAAUUAAUGUUUUCAAUCUCAUAAUAUUUAAAGACUGAGCCUUUAUAAAUAGCAUUAAUUUGGGGAUGCUCCCCUAGCCAGCCAUAGAGUCUUCACACCGCUUUAAAUAAACCUCAGCUAAGAUGGUCAUUGGAUGAAAGCUAAACAAUCCCUGAUAGACAAAUUCCACUUAAAUCAUUGGAUUAUACCUGAGGGGUAGAAGCACAGAGGGAUGUCUUCCUGCUCACUAAAAGCUUUAUAUUACAGCUUAUGAUUAAAGUAUAAUUUUGUUGUAUGAAUCAAGUGCCAAUAAAAUAGGCAAGUCCAGAGUCACUCGGGGUGUGUAGUAAGUUCUGAUCACUACAGCACACUGGCUGUUGGAGCAGGAUGUGUAACUUUAUUCUAUACAUCAGGUAUCAAAAAAAUACUUGUAUUGUCUAUUGACUCUUGCUUUCUUCCAUGAUUCUUACAUUUCUGUAAAAGUAAGAACUUUUAAGUAUUUAUUUUUAUUGUUAUUAUUAUUAAAAAGGUAGUACUAGUAGUGAGUGACUUCUAUUGACACAAUGGUCUAGUUGACUGCAAUUACCAGCCACCCUAAUGCACAUGUUUAAUGUACUGUAUGAUAAUGACUGCUUUAAAGAUGCCUCUUCCCUCAGGACAGUGUGACUGUUGAGUAAUUCAGUUUAACAGACGGACUGGACAUUCAGUGUAGCUUUAAAUAAUGUGUGUCUGAUAUAUUGACUAUAGUCAACAUGUGGUGUGGGUUGCCAUUCAAUUCAUCACUUGCUGCUUGUGAUCUGUACACUGUGUGAUCUAAUUUGUUAAAAUAUUUUCACUGAAGUUUUGUUUGAUAUAUAAAACUUACUUUAAUCAAAGGA
Messenger RNA from Dicentrarchus labrax (European seabass), 15144 nucleotides. Its product is annotated as cGMP-dependent protein kinase 2. The transcript has 21 exons. The coding region runs from base 9376 to 11811 and encodes 811 amino acids. Lineage: Eukaryota; Metazoa; Chordata; Actinopteri; Moronidae. Gene Ontology annotation, biological process: protein phosphorylation. The record is from RefSeq and is a predicted model, not a curated record. Gene Ontology annotation, molecular function: cGMP-dependent protein kinase activity; ATP binding.